This is a messenger RNA of Closterium sp. NIES-65, 2685 nucleotides long. Lineage: Eukaryota; Viridiplantae; Streptophyta; Zygnematophyceae; Desmidiales; Closteriaceae. The record is from the annotation of a GenBank genome assembly.
AUGGGAGCAUCCAUUGGCAGUGAAUUUUUAGUCCGCACAUGCAUCGAGGGUUUUCUCCCUGGGACCAACUCCCCGAUAAUCCUGCCCCGUCCUCUAAAACUAUACUCGUCUCUUCUCCAUCCCCUCCAUCUUCACCACGCCCCCUCCUCUCCCUUCAUCCUCCACCAUCCUCCCUCCCUCCCCACCCUCACCCCACCCCCUCUUCUCAAACACAAGGACCUACAGAGCCGUCAUUUAGGCGAGCCUUCUGAAUCCGAGUGUGCCUCCCCUGAAGGCCCAGGAGCACCUCUUUCCGUUUCAGAUACAGCACCUCCUGCUCCUGCUGUUCCCUCAGGAGCAACUCUUUCUGCUUCAAGUGUGUCUCUUGUUGCUCCUUUUGUUCCCUCAGGAGCAGCUCUUUCUGUUUCAGGUGAGCCUCCUCCUCCUUCAGGAGAAUGUCCUCCUGCCUCAGGUGCUCCUUCUCUGUUGCCUUCAGCCCCUUUUGAGUCGACUCAAAAGUCUUUCAGCUGCAUCUUCCUCCUUCUCUCCCUCACACUCAUUCACCCCCCAACUCCCCACAUUGACAUCCCCCCUGGGACAGAGGGGAGAGGGUUCUCCCUCCCCCUCUCCCUCCCCCUCUCCCUCCCCCUCUCCCUCCUCUUCUCCCUCUCCUUCUCCCUCCUCUUCUUCUUCUUCUUCUUCCUCUUGUUCUCCCUCCUCUUCCCUCUUCUCUUCUCCCUCCCUCCUCCCUCCUCCACCAACGUUGCCCUCCCCUCGCACCGGCACCACUGCCUUCCCCAAACUACCCUCAUUCCCACCAAGGGGUACCUCUACUCCUUCCGCUGUCCCCCUCACCAUCGAUGCCCUUCCCAUGAAGCGGCAUCGCUAGCCUUCUUAUGCUGCCCGUAUAGCCUAGUAACGAUGGAUUUCCUUCCUCCUCUUUCCCCCUCUCUCCUCCAACCGCGUUGCCCUCCCUUUGCACCUGUUGCUUCGCUGCAUCGCGCUGCAUCGCUGCCAUUCCCAUGGUGUUUCGCUCCUCUGCAGCCAAGGAUUGGGUUCUUGCUCUCUUCUCUGUCCCCAACCCUCCUCCGACCGCGUUGCCUUCUCCUUGAACCUGCAUCGUUUCCCUUCCCAUGCCGCCCUCCCCUGAAGGAAGAAAAAGGGGUGUUUCCUCCUCGCCAUCCCUCUCCUCCCCUCUUCUCCCCUUUCCUUCCAACCUCUUCCCUCCUCUCCUCCUCCCUCCUCACGGCUUCCUUCCUCUCCUCCUCCCUCCUCGCGGCUUCCUUACUCUCAUCCUCCCUCCUCGCCGCUUCCUUCCUCUCCUCCUCCCUCCUCGCGACUUGCUUCCUCUCCUCCUCCCUUCUUUCCGCUUCCUUCCUCUCCUCCUCCCUCCUCGCUGCUUCCUUCCUCUCCUCCUCCCUCCUCGCAGCUUCCUUCCUCUCCUCCUCCCUCCUCGCGGCUUCCUUCCUCUCCUCCUCCCUUCUUGCCGCUUCCUUCCUCUCCUCCUCCCUCCUCGCCGCUUCCUUCCUCACCUCCUCCCUCCUCGCGGCUUGCUUCCUCUCCUCCUCCCUUCUUGCCGCUUCCUUCCUCUCCUCCUCCCUCCUCUUCCUCUCCUCCUCCCUCCUCGCCGCUUCCUUCCUCUCCUCCUCCCUCCUCGCCGCUUCUUUCCUCUCCUCCUCCCUUCUUGCCGCUUCCUUCCUCUCCUCCUCCCUCCUCGCUGCUUCCUUCCUCUCCUCCUCCCUCCUCGCGGCUUCCUUCCUCUCCUCCUCCCUCCUCGCCGCUUCCUUCCUCUCCUCCUCCCUUCUUGCCGCUUCCUUCCUCUCCUCCUCCUCCCUCCUCUUCAUCUCCUCCUCCCUCCUUGCCGCUUCUUUCCUCUCCUCCUCCCUCCUCGCGGCUUGCUUCCUCUACUCCUCCCUUAUUGCCGCUUCCUUCCUCUCCUCCUCCCUCCUCGCUGCUUGCUUCCUCUCCUCCUCCCUCCUCGCCUCUUCCCUCCUUUCCUCUCCCCUCCUUUUCUCCUCCCUCCUCGCCUUUUCCUUUCUCGCCUUUUCUCUCCUCGCCGCUUCCCUCCUCUCCUCCUCCUUCCUCUCCUCCUCCCUCCUCGCAGCUUGCUUCCUCUCCUCCUCCCUCCUCUCUGCUUCCUUCCUCUCCUCCUCCCUCCUCGCUGCUUGCUUCCUCUCCUCCUCCCUCCUUGCCUCUUCCCUCCUUUCCUCUCCCCUCCUUUUCUCCUCCCUCCUCGCCUUUUCCUUUCUCGCCUUUUCUCUCCUCACCGCUUCCCUCCUCUCCUCCUCCUUCCUCUCCUCCUCCCUCCUCGCCGUUUCCUUCCUCUCCUCCUCCCUCCUCACCGCUUCCUUCCUCUCCUCCUCCCUUCUUGCCGCUUCCUUCCUCUCCUCCUCCCUCCUCUCCGCUUCCCUCCUCUCCCACACCCUCCUCGCCGCUCCCUUCCACCACUCCUCCCUCCUCGCUUCUUCCCUCCUCUCCUCUCCCCUCCUUUCCUCCUCUUCCCUCUCCUUCCCUCUCACUGCCUCUUCUUCCCUCUCCUCCCUAACCACCAGUCCUUCGUGCACCCUCAUCCCCUUGUCCCCCUCAUGUGCCCUCUUUACCCCCGCCUCACUCCCCUCCGCUCCGCCACGCACACCAAGUACCCUGCUCCCACUUCCCCCCUCUUUCUUGUGUUGCGUCCUUGCAUGCUUUAACAUGCUGCGUUGA